CUUCGGCCCUUUUAAAAGAACGAACCAACCAAAAUUGCUUGCAAUUGAAGGUACCUUUCCUUUCUAUUCAAUCUAAUUAUCCGCCUCCUCUCCAUUUCCCCUCCCCCACGCCUCCACCAAACCCUAAUCCCCUCCGCCCCCUCGCUUCCCUCUCUAUCAUCAUGCCUCGAGAAGCGUGUACCGCUCUGGCGUUGGUUCCGCCCACACCGCCUGCGCCACAACCGGCGGCAGCGGCGGCGGCUGCUGUACCCGGUGGUGGUGCGCCAAGUACGACUGCGCUGGCCCCUGGUUUCCGAUUCCACCCGACGGAUGAGGAGCUCGUCAGCUAUUACUUGAAGCGUAAGGUUGGGAACAAGCCCGUUCGCUUCAACGCCAUCGCUGAAGUCGAUAUCUACAAAAAUGAGCCGUGGGAACUUGCCGAUAAGUCAAGAUUGAAAAGCAGAGACCAAGAGUGGUACUUCUUUAGUGCAUUGGACAAGAAAUAUGGCAACGGAGCAAGGAUGAACAGAGCUACCGGCAGAGGUUACUGGAAAGCAACCGGGAAAGACCGGGAAAUUCGUCGAGACCACCAACUCAUAGCGAUGAAGAAGACUCUUGUGUUCCAUAGUGGACGAGCCCCUGGUGGCCAGCGCACCAAUUGGGUUAUGCAUGAGUACCGUUUAGUCGAGGAGGAGUUGGAGAGGAUUGGGAUUUUGCAGGGAGAUUCAUAUGUUCUGUGUAGAGUGUUUCACAAGAAUAACAUAGGACCACCAAGCGGAAACCGCUAUGCUCCUUUCAUGGAGGAAGAGUGGGAUGAUGGCAAGCCUGCCCUUGUCCCGGGAGAAGAAGCAGCGGAUGAAGUUGUUGCUUGCAAUGGAGCUUAUGCUGAGAUGAAUCAUGUCGAGCAGGAUAAGUAUAACCUGAGCAAAGAAUCCUUCGAUUUCAAUGAAGUACCAAAGCGGACCCGAGACCUUCUGUCCCUGUGCAAGAAUGAAAGUGUGGAGAUGGAGGAAGAAACUCCCAUGUGCGUCCUCAACACAGAAGCUCCUUUCCCACUGAUCCAAUACAAAAGAAGGAAGCACAACGACUAUGACUCUAAUGGUUCAGAGAAGUCGACCAGAACAACCCAGGACCAUUCCUCAUCUAGCACCACAACUGCUACUACUACUGCUACUACUGAUACGAUGAUGACGACAACUGCUGCAACUACUACAGCCAUAUCUGCACUGCUAGAGUUCUCCCUUAUGGAGCCCAAAGAACGCACCCCUCCACCUUCUCCCCCAAAGGAAUCCACAUUCACUGCUUCUAGCCUCGAGUCGCUGGUCCCUUCUGGUUGCAUGAAGUUCAUCAACGACCUGCAGCGUGAGGUGCACAAAGUCUCAGUUGAGAGGGAGACACUGAAGCUGGAUUUGAUGAGCACUCAAGCUAUGAUCAACAUUCUCCAGUCGAGGAUUGAUGUUCUCAACAAGGAGAAUGAUGAUCUGAAGAGGAGCCUUCGUGAGGGAAAGUGA
Messenger RNA from Linum tenue, 1490 nucleotides. The record is from the annotation of a GenBank genome assembly. NCBI's taxonomy places the organism in Eukaryota, Viridiplantae, Streptophyta, Magnoliopsida, Malpighiales, Linaceae.